Messenger RNA from Dunckerocampus dactyliophorus (ringed pipefish), 6088 nucleotides. RefSeq names its product SR-related CTD-associated factor 1 (gene scaf1). The transcript is spliced from 6 exons. Gene Ontology annotation, molecular function: RNA polymerase II C-terminal domain binding. The record is from RefSeq and is a predicted model, not a curated record. The coding region runs from base 231 to 4334 and encodes 1367 amino acids. Lineage: Eukaryota; Metazoa; Chordata; Actinopteri; Syngnathiformes; Syngnathidae.
GGCAGAGGAAAAUGGCGGCGAUUGGUGAAAAUGGGCUGCUGUUGCUCUUUUAAAACGGCAUUAAAGCUGAUUUUAACACUCUUAUUUCGUAUGAUUAAAAAGAUGCAGCUAUGUGCAGUGCGCAAGUUGGGCUCUUAAAUUGGACAUAACCGGAAAAAAGGUUGGCGUGUGGUUUCUUAUCAAUCAGUGGCCUUUCCCUUAGCUUCUAACCUCUAGGUCCACCUUGACCCAUGGACCUGACAUCAGCAUCAGGCCUCAAAAGGAGGCUUGCUGCCCCAUCUUCACCCAUAUCCCAAAGAGAUAUCACCAGAAGCCCUCCUCGUUGCUCCCCCUCAUUUUCUCGGUCAUCUCCAUCACCUGAUCGGUCUUCGCCCUCAUCGACAUCGUCCUCUGCUUGUGCCAACUCAUCAGUGUUUCAGAAUCAUGUAAAAGGUCAGACUCGGCGAGCAGAAGUGGCAAUGGUAUCUUCUACGUCUGCCCCUCUAGCAAUGUCGUCCCUUGCCCCAUCCAUGUCCACAUCUACCUUAGCAGAGUCCUUUCCUCGCACUGUAUUGCAGUCAACUGUUGAUGAUGAUGACGAAGAAAGUAGGAACAAGGAGAUUUAUGAUCCUUUCCACCCUACUGAAGGGGAAAAGGAUGUAAACAUGGAAGAAGACGAGGGAGAAAAGUAUGACCCGUUUGACCCAACUGGUUCCCCGGCAUCAGAUGGUAACGAUGAGAGUGACAAAAUGGCAGAAGACAAGAAAAUUGAUGAGGAGAAAGAGGAACCUCCAGAUUCGACUGACAUUUUCACUGAUCCACCAAGCCCUCCUUUGGCUCCCCAGGUCCCUCAUAGGCGGCGGGUGGACUACAGCACGACCAAAGCCCGAGGUCACAGAGCUGACUCAGAGAAUUCUGAGAUUGAGGAGGGGGAGAUUGUUGUGGCUAUUGAAAGAGACAUUAGCAGCAAGAGAACAUCAGGAGAACAUCUUACCUUAAACUCUCCCAAGAUCACCUUUUUUGAUCCAAAGCCAGAACGCAUCCUCCGGGUGCUGGAUGGGGAUGGAUUUGUGUCUGUGUGCGCAGACGGUCACUGGGAAGAGCCUGUGGAUGAGCCUGUAGUUGGAGUGGAGGAUCUUAGACGGAAACUAGUCAGCAAGAGGAAGGAAAGAUAUCUCUCAUGUCCCGGAUCGUCCCCAUUGUCUUCUCAGCCGCCGCCGCCUCCCCUUUCGCCCCCUGUUGACUCCACACCGUCUCCUCUCGCACCUGCAGCUGAGCAAGGAAGCAGGAAUCGCAAGUCCUCGAAAAGUUCCAAGGACCAAAACAGACAUCGAAGCAAGGAAAGGAAGGCUCGGGAUAAGGAUGAGAAACGAAAGAAGAGGAGGAAAGACAAAGAUGGAGAUCGAGAAAGGAGUAGAGAGAAGAAGCAAGGGGACAAGACCGAUAAGGAAGGUAAAAGUAGGAGAAAUAGCAGGAGUAGCAGUCGUAAGAGGAAGAGAAUGCAUCACAGUAGCCCAGAGGCCUCACAGUCACGUACCUCUUCAAGACGAGAAGGCCACAGUAGACACUCGUUGUCUAGCCCCUCUGCAGAGCGGCAUAGAGACAGGGACAGAGAUAAAGAGAGAGACAGAGGUAGAGACCGGGACAAGGGCAGAGACCGAGACCGAAAAACUGAGCCAGAGAGGCAGAGGGAGAGCAAACAAAACCGCAGUCGUAGAAGAGAUGAAAGAGAUAGAAGUUCCAGCUCGAGAAAGGAUGAGAGGAAACAUACGGGAAGAUAUCCCUCAAGCAGCAGAGAGCGGGACAUCUCCAAGAGGUCAAGGAGAAGCAGGGAGAGAAGAGACGGUAACAGAGACCGGCAGAGGGAACGUCGGGAUGGUCGUCCGGUUGUUCCACCAUCUAUUCAGGACCUUAAUGGUUCCGACCUAUUUGCCAUCAAGCGAACCAUCACAGUCACCACCACCACAACCACCACCACUGUACCCGGCUCUCCUAUACUCACCCAAGCCUCGCCCUGUCGGACUGCACAGGACACGGACAAGCUCCACAAGAGGAAGAAGAAGAGAAGAUGGCACUCUGGUGGAGAGGAGGCGGACCGAGGACCUUGUCAUAGCCGAUCCCAGUCGCUGUCUCCCCCAAGGUAUCACAGCUACGAGUCUGACCGCUAUUCAGAUAAACUGGAGAUAGACAUGUUGUCUUUGGAUGGUGAGGCUUUGGACUCUGACUAUCCGUCAUUGGAAGACACACCUCCACCAGUCCUGCCCCCAGACCCACCUGCCCCCAGCCCCAAAUCCAAAACCACCCCCAAGACCGAACGACAUCGCCCGAAAAAGAAAGGACGCACGUUAAAGAAAGUAACUCAGUCCUCCUCCUCGUCCUCCUCUUCUAAUAAGACCAAAAGCAAAUGCCUUUCCUCACUGUCAGGUACCACUGAGUCUGCCCCCGUCUCAUCGGGCCUUCCUCUCGCCAAGCGAAAUCGGAAGGUGGGAAAAGACAAAGCGUGGGAUAAAGGCACCAAAAAGGAUUUAGGUCGCACUAGCAAAAAGAAAGACGGCAGCAGUCGAAAAAGCAAACUUCAGUCCAAAGUGUCAGUUUUGGUGCGUGAGGGUGUGAGCAGCACCACCGGGACAUCGGUUGGUUCCGGUAAGCUAGGUAUGGACCUCCUUGGUUCAGGUGGUACUGGUGGGGGCUCUGGAGGGUCUGUGGUCGGUGGUUCAAUUGCAGUAGUCUUCUGCAGAGACAACGAGAGCAGGUCGCCGUUCCUUAAACCUUGCUCUGAGCCUCUGUCAGUAGGAGUCCGCGCUAAAGAUCUGGCCAGUAUGGGCAAGCGUAAUAGCCUGGCAGCACCACCACCCUCUUUAAACAGUCCUUUGGGACUGAAAUCUAAGAAAACAAAGCCCGGCUCGAUCACAUCUACUUCUUCCUCUACGUCCUCUCCUUCGUCAACAUUGGCAACCAAGCGCCGCCGUCGCUUGGCCAAGAAGGUAAGGGAAAAAGGUGGCACAACAGGCACGGCCACGGAAGAUGCAGCUAAAUCAAAAGCGCCAUCUGAAGGCUGGACUGCGGCCUCUUUAGAGGGUCUUUCCGCUGGCGGCGAUGGAAGCAAGUCUGUCAGUCCACUCACAGGCCAAGCUGGCCCCGUUCCUUGUCUGUCAUCCUCCUCUUCGUCGUCCUCCUUCACAAGUCUGCUCCCACCCUCCUCUUCACCUCCACACACACCCCCACCGUCGAUGGCUCCCAUGCGGGACACAAGGGAGUCUUCACCAGACUCUCAGACUGUGGACAGCAGCUGCAAGACUCCAGAGCAAUCCUUCCUUGCUGAGGACUGCCCGACCCAGACCAGUCCCCCUCUCCCCCCAUCCAGUCCAGCCAGCACAUCUGUGCCCCAGGGGGCUGGCCUCAGUAUCACCUUAUCUACACCGAGCAACCUGCCCCCUCUUUCGGACAAUGCGCCCAAAUCUGUAGCCUCACCUCCUUCCUCGUCCUCGUCAUUAGGGGGUGGGCUGGCUUCCCUCUCUCUACCUCUGUCAUCAUCAGACCCUUCCUCCUCCUCCUCGGUGUCAUCAUCAUCUGCUAGUAAGCCUCCUCCGCCUCCACCUCCUGCAGCUCCUGUCCUCCCAUGGAGUCUGCAGACAGGAGUUGACUGCACAACUGGAGGAGUUCUUGCAUUGACUGCCCUGCUCUUCAAAAUGGAGGAGGCAAAUAUUGCUAGCAGAGCAAAAGCACAAGAGUUCAUCCAAGCAACCAGCCAGAUCCUCUCACAAGCCAACCAGAACCAGUCCCAGCCACAUGCACCUCCUCCAUCAGGCACCUCUACAUCCUCCUCACAGAUACCUCCCCCUCCUCCUCCUUCGCUCCCUCCGCCGCAUGGAUUGAGCCCAGCACAGUUCAUUCUCCAGAGCUCCCUGCCCUUAGUUGGUUGCACCAAAACCCCACCGUCUCACCUGCACCCUACUUUAGGCAGUGGAUGUGCACAGACUCCUCCACCUAUGCUGCCUGUGGGGCUGCCAGGGACGGGGGGCUCUAGAGACACUUUAUGGGACAAUGAAAGUAAAGACCCUGAUAAGUACCUGAAGAAGCUCCACACGCAGGAGCGAGCAGUAGAGGAAGUGAAGCUUGCUAUCAAACCCUACUAUCAGCGCAAAGACAUCAACAAGGAUGAAUACAAAGAUAUCCUCAGAAAAGCUGUUCACAAGAUCUGCCACAGCCGUACCGGUGAAAUCAACCCCGUCAAGGUCAGCAAUCUCGUCAAGCUGUACGUCCAGCGCUACAAAUACUUCCGGAAACAUGGCCGCAAAAUGGAUGAGGAAGAGAGGGAUGACAGGGAGCAGGGAUCACUGCAUUCCUCUGCCUGAUAGGAGGUUGAAAUGCCUGGUCACUGACGUGUGGACAUUCACUGAUUGUUUUGUGCUUUUUUUUAUUAUUGUUUAGCCUACCGUAUUCAUGUUACAUCAUGUUUCAUCCAUUUUAUCGCUUUAUUUCACUGUAAAUAUGUCCCAUAACAACAGGUCAUGUAUAGAAAAGAUGGUGAAAACUUAUCAGCCCAUGUACUCCAAUAAAGUCUCAACAACCUUGAAAAUGCAAUCAAUUCAUCCUUUACAUUGUUUCUAGCGAUCGCAGAAUUUUAAGAUUUUUAUCUUAUCUCUUGCGGGAUAUUAGAAAGACAUCAUAUUUGCUUUAAUCCACUGUCUUUUUGCGAAUAGUAUGCAAGCUGGACUUUUAUUUAUGAUCGUUCCAAUACUGUCGACACUCCGUUUUCAGAUUGUGAUGUCCUUCGUUCGUUUGCAUGGGUUACAGAUUUUGAGAAUGUGGUUAAAUCCCAUACAAAUAUGACUGGAUGAGCAAAUCAUAAAGGGUGCUCGGUGCCUAUUUAUUGUGUGUAGUAUUUAAUUACAAAAGUGACAGCUGAUAAGCAUGUUAUUGCCACUGUUGCAUAAUGUGGGGGUUUGUAACGAAAUAUUUUUACGUCUGUGUUUCUCAUACAUUCGUAUAUGUGUGCCGUCCUGCCAAGCAUAAAUUUGGACCAAAUUCUGAGUAAGCAAAUUAUUUCAAACGACCAUUAAACUGAUAUAGGCUGUUUGUCACCUGACCAAAAGUUUAAGACCACAGGCUCUAAAUGCCAAAGUUUUGGGAAAAAAAUGUGGAUUCAACCUAAUUUUCUGUCAGGUAUUUACGUUGGCGUGAUCUCUUGAUGGCAAAAGCAAAAAAGCUUUCAAUGCAGGCGGGUUGUUGAGCUGCAUAAAGUCCUUUUGCAGCGCGCCAUUGCUGACGAGUUUGGACCCAGUAAGACAGUCAUUUUAAACUUCUUAAAAGAUCGUGAGUGUUAUGGAACACAAAUGUCAAGUAGUACACCCAAAAAAGUGUCACGGGCCCUGAGCCGGAAGAUCAGAUUGGCUGUCCAUCAAGACAGGAUGAUCCUCAGCCCAUACUGGUGUAGAUUAUGGUCCAAUAACCAUCAGACGGAAUCUGCGACUGAAGGAUUAUAACAACAAAAAAACGUCUUCCUCGCCACAUCGCUUGUUUGGAAUUUGCAUGAGAGCAUCAAACAUGGGACAUUGAAAGAUGGAAGAAAGUUUUAUUCUCUGAUGGCUUCCAAUGUUACUGGCAUGACAAGAAGAUCCCACCUGAGAUGUUUUCCACAUGGCACAGUGGAGUGGGCACCAUCAGGAUCUGGGGUGCUUUUUCCUUCAAUGGAACAAUGGGGCUUCAGGUUGUGCAGGGGCGUCAAACGGCAAUUGGCUCUGUAGAGAUGUUGCAGGGGGCAUCCCUCAUGACUGAAGGCCCUCGUCUGUGUGUUAAUGACUGGCUUUUUCAACAGACAAAGGACUAACCUCACUCUUUUGUACCAUCCUGCAUGUUCCCCUGAUUUAAAUCCAAUUGACAACAUUUGGGGAAGGAUGGCAAGGGACGUUUACAAAAAUGUAGUUACAGAGGAUGCCCUCCGUAAAGCCAUCUUCACCACCUGCAACAACAUUCCCACUAGCUUCCUGCCCAAUCAAAUUUUUGAGGUGAUGAAUGGUGCAGCUACUCAUUACUCUUUUUUUUUUUUUUACAUUUGUACCUAUUUUAGGGGGGUGUCAGGUGUUUUUAGCUAUGGUCUUAAACAUUU